AGGAGAGGCGGCGGCGCGGGCCGGAAGCAGCCGAGGGCAGCGGCCUUCCGCCGGGGCCUGUUGGGCAGGCGCCAGCCCUCAGAGCGCGGCAGCGGCGCCCGGCCGUUACCGCCGUUACGCCGGCGGGGCGGGGCGGGGCGGGGCAGGGCAGGGCAGGCCGGUAGGCGGUGCUCAGCCCGGAAGCAGUCGGGGAAGCUGCGCAGGCGGCCGUGGGGCCCGGGUAAACAACGGCGGCGAGUGCAGGAGCGUGGAAAUCAUGGAAGGAAGAACUUCAGCAUCUGCAGGUCACAUCAGUUUUCGAAUACCAAAGAAGAAGCCAAACACCAGGUCAGAGGAUGUCCAAGUUCAGUCCCCUUUGACAAGGCUGCCAGGCUCCCCCCAUUGGGUCUACCCUUUAAAAGAGUGGAGAUUAAGUGCCAGGAACAAAGAGUCUUCUACACAAAGAAGAAGGCAAAGGGACUGUGACAGAUGCAGCUGUAAUGAUGAAGAAUCAAUUGGGCAACCCAAAGUUAUCUUGACGAAUGUCCUGAGGACGAAAAUAGGACGAAAAUACACACAGGCGCAACCUAAAACUGAUGCUAAUUUUUCUGAUGCUGACAAGCUGCAGUCAGAUCAACUACCUUCAUCAUCUGUUGCCAGCCUAAAGAUAUGGCAAAUUUUAAAUCCUACUCUCCAAAGCCUUUUUCUGUCUAAAAGGCAACCCAAAGUUAUCUUGACGAAUGUCCUGAGGACGAAAAUUGGAAGAAAAUACAUAAACAGCCACGUAAUAAUUGAUGCUAAUUUAUCUGAUGCUGACAAGUUACAAUCAGGUCAACCACCCUCAUCAUCUGUUGCCAGCCUACAGACAUGUCAAAUAUUAAGUCCUCCUCAUGAAAGUUCUUUUCUGUCCAAAAGGAGUGAGCAUUGCCUGAGAAAGACAGAUGAUGGCCCUUGUAAAUUGACCGAACCUUCUAAGGAAUCAGAAAGCAGUAAUUUUGUCUUCGCUUUUAGAAAACGUGAGCUGCAGAAGAAAGAAAACAAGAACUAUGUUGAAGUGGAUAAGAGGAACAAAAACAUGAACAGUACCUCUCAUAGUUGGAAGGGAUCAGACUCCUUUGAUUCUGAGAAGAGGAAAAGAAGAUUUAGCGAUGAUUGUAAUGCACACAUUCCAGAAAAAUCCCAUCCACUGUCUAAAGAGCAAAGACUGAGUUCAACACAGUCACUUGGCUGCAGAAACCUCUGUGAGGAUGAACAAGGUCACAGGUCUAGCCUGGUGCACGACUGCACACCCCAGCUGUUAGAGACAAGCUGUAAAGACACUUCCACCCACAGCCAUUUAAGGUCUGCUCGCAGCUGCGCAGAGGUACUUGGCUCAGAGUCUCCUCCCACAAACUUGCUGGAGAAGCAGCUUCCUGCCACUGGUGAGGACACAAUUUCACCAAGAGUCAGUACCAUCAGGAAAUUAAAGGUGGACACAUCGCAGUAUCUGAGCAAGUUGCGGAACAGAAUCUGCAGGGUUGUCCUUUCCAGUGAUGAUGAGGAUGGCUCUUCUGAACCAAAAUGCACAGAGCCACUGCAGGAUGAUAUUACUGAUAAUAAAGAAAUAGACCAAGAGUCUGAUUUACCUUUCUCAAAAAUGCAAUUGGAAGACAGGAUGGAAAGUCACACAGAGCAGCUUUUAAUGGAGUCAGUUGAAGAUAGAUGUCCUGUUACCUUACCUUCUGGUAGCACACCUAGUGAACAGGUGAAUCCAGCAUUGGAAAUUGCAUUUGCAAGUCUGUACAUUGGGAGAUUUAAAUGGUCAUCAACAGGUCAUGCAAGGUUUACAACCAAGUAUAUUAUGAUCCCAUUUCAGGUGGCUCUUAAUAAGAAUGUUAAGCUGACAGUGGAUACUCUGGAUCUGAGAAGGUUUGGUCUGUGGAGAAGCGACAGUGGCUGUUCUUCAAGCACAAUCGUUUUCCUUUGGUUGUCUGCAGAUUAUGUAGAAAAGAUUGAAACCCAGUUAGGAAAGUCUGUUUUCAGCAAACCAUCCAAAUCUAGUGAAUUUGUUUUUCUUGAGCUGUCCCAAACACUCACAGAGUGGGAAGAAGUUAGACUGACUGAAUUAAUUACAAAUGUGAGCAAGAAGAACAGAGCACCAGAUCUCUCUGAGUUUUUGUCUUUGAAGCAAGCCUUACCUUUGUUUAAGGAUCUUUCUGCUGAAGAGAGCCCUUUUAUCAGUUACAGUAAGGAUCUACUAAAGCAAUGUAUGCUGAAAGAGAAUACCUCAAAUGCGCAUGAGCCUGCAUUUCAGGAAUCGAAACCAAAAGUGGCCAGGCCUAGUUAUGCCCUUGCAAAUAAGCAGAACAGUGGUUGCUAUUCCAUUUCUCUGUCCUCUGCACUGAAUGAAGAAUGGAAAGAAGUAAGAGAAGCUGGAGCAGUUAAGAAUUUGAUUGUUUAUCCACCUCCACCUGCAAAAGGAGGCCUGGGAGUCACAAGAGAAGAUCUAGAGUGUUUAGAGUAUGGAGAAUUUCUCAAUGAUGUCAUCAUUGAUUUCUAUCUUAAGUACCUCUUGUUGGAGAAAGCUCCAAAACAUCUUGCUGACCGUACACAUAUUUUUAGCAGUUUCUUCUAUAAGUGCCUGACCAGGACAGAAAAGAACUCUGAGGGGGAUCCCAAAGUUACAGCAGCACAGAGAAGACACAAAAGAGUAAGAACAUGGACUCGUCAUAUAAACAUCUUCAGUAAAGAUUAUAUCUUUGUGCCUGUGAAUGAGGAGUCUCAUUGGUACAUUGCAGUUAUCUGUUUUCCAUGGCUAGAAGAAGCUGUGUAUGAGGAAUGUCCCCAUCAGACUUCAUUAUAUCACCAGCCUGAACGAUCUCCGCUUCAGUCAGAGAAGGAGAGUCAGAGCACUAGAACCAAUACAAUGUUGGCCUUUCCUGGUAACUGCAAGGGUGAAGAAAUGGAUACAAACAGAAGUUUAUUCUCAAAAGAUGGCAACCAUGUUGCUGCAUGCUCAGGUAUUUCUAAAAACUCUCCAAGUAAUUCCAGAAGGCAAAUUUGUAAAAGGCCUUGUAUACUCAUCUUAGAUUCUUUGAAAGCUGGCUCCUUGCAGAACACAGUUCAGGUUUUGAGAGAGUACCUGGAAGCAGAGUGGGAAGCUAAACGAAAAACACACCGGGAAUUCAGUAAAUCAACAAUGAUUGACUUCUGUCCCAGAGUGCCUAAACAGGAUAACAGCAGUGAUUGUGGUGUAUAUCUGCUGCAAUAUGUGGAAAGCUUCUUCCAGAAUCCCAUAGAUAACUUUGAACAGCCAAUGCAUCUGGAGAAGUGGUUUCCUCGUCAGGUGAUCAGAAGCAAACGAGAAGAAAUUCGAGACCUGAUCUUGCAAUUGCACUUCCAACAGCAUAGUGGCAGCAGCAGCUAAUAAAUCUGCUCAGCCAGACCUGGCAGAGACAUCGCUGUAUGCAGUAACUGGAACUCUGCUUAGCAGCAUUUGGGCUCUUUCUGCCUUACAAGGCUGAAAAAAAAGAUACCACAAGGAGUAUUUUGUUUGUUUAUUGUACCUUUUAUUUAAAUAACUUUUUCAUUUGGAUUGUGUGGUCCUAGAAUGCAGUGAGGAGGGGAAAGGAAAAGACUGUAGAUAAAAGUGUAAAUAUGUAAGUUAAAGCUAGUUAACAUUUGUUAACUGAACUUUUACUUGGAAUAUGGAAGCUACAUUCAGAUAUGUGCCACAAAGAUGUAAAAAUAUUUUGAUCUUGUGGAGCCUGUUCCUUACAAUUCUGUAUAAACAUAAUUUAGAGUUGAAUGAGCAUGUAGGAGUCUGUCCUGAAGACAGGAUUUUGACCCUAUGCUGUGACUCUUUCUACUUUGCAGUUCACAUAGAAUGAAUACUAUGUAUUGUUUUAAUUUAAAGAUAUAAUAUUGACUCUCUUUAGAGAUUUUUUGUUUGUUUGUUUCUGAAUAUGUACAGCAAUAGUCUGCAUUUGUCAGAAUAUUCUGCUGAGAUUUGAGGCUGCUAGAUUUUGUGGGUUUUUUUCCUCCCUAGCAUUUUCAUCAUAAAAAUUUUAUUUUCAUGGGAGUUGAAGCCAUUUGCUUCAGAGUGAAUUUUGAAACCUUUUAAGCUCAAAAGUGGUCUCUUUCCUAUAUUUUUUAAUGAUUUUUUUUUCUUAACCAGAUUUUCAAAAAAACCUUGCUCUCAAAGUAUGUGCCAAUACAUGUAGGUAGUAUACCUCUGAAUCUUAUGGCAUCAUUUGCAUUAAAAGAGCAAGCAGGCUGUGAUUUAGCAAGUUUAUUUGAGAUGUUUUACUGAAAAGUAAGCCCUUAUUUUCAUUCAUAAAGGUCAUUGUUAUAUGUAAUAUGUCUUUAGGAUAUGUAAUUUACAUACAAGACAAACAGAUUUUAUACUUUGCUCAGGAGAAUUGAGUAAAGAUGCCCACAUGUGUGAGUAUUUGAACUUGGGACUUGAUAAACUAGCACAAUUUGGCUAAGUAUGCAGUGAUACAGUUUUUCUCAGACAUGGAUCACAGAAAACUUUUAAUAGCCUUUUCAGAUGUGCAUAUGUUUUGCUAUGGUCACUGCAUAAUGUAAGGUGGCUGUGUUUAGAAGGAGGCUUUCCCUUUCCCUGGGGUAAGGAAAGUCAUGUGUCAUAGCAGCUUUCAGAAGGACCAUGUGUCAGCUAACCACCAAAACCACGUGUGUCAUAAAUCUGUCUACAAAACCAGAACUCUUAAAGCUGCAAGUAGGCUAGAGAGUUAAAAUGAAAGUAGAGAGCAACCCAAAGAUGUGAUCAAUUUUUUGGUGUCUCAGAAUUCUCAGGGCCCCUUUCCUCAAGUCAACUCUGAAACUUUGCAUUGCAGAAGGUGGUCAUUUCUUCAGGUUCUGUGCAGUCAUCCAAAAAAACCAUUGUUUCUCAAACCAGGAAGCAUUCUUUCUGGAGAAGAGAGACAAUUUUAAAACAAAAUGAUAUGCUGGUCACAGUUACCUUCUGUAUAACUGUGGGCAGCCUGGUGCAAAUAAUGCAUGUGUUUGACUUCAUUUCCACUUCAAUUCUGUAGUUUGUCACUACCCCACUCACUCUCCUCCCCAGCUUCUAUCUCUGUCAUCCCUGAGAGUUUUGUGGCUUUCAUCUCUCAAACCAUAUCAUCAGCACUACUACAGGGAUAAUCUAUGUAUUAUAAAAUAGAUAAAAGAAUGAAUUCAGAAAUGUGUGCCCUUUCUCUAUACCUUUUCCAUUGAUGAAUAUUUUUGAUGUUCCCUCAAAUUUGUAUUAUAAAUAGUUUGGGGUUUUGUUACUGUAAGAAUUGGUUUCCAUCAUAAAGUAGUAUUUGUUCUUUUUUAGAUUGGCUGGUUUGUAGAUAUUUAAAAGCAAAAGUCACGUGUAAACUUCUCUAAAUUGGUUUUAUAAACUUAUUUUAAAGGAUUACCUUCGUAGAUUAAUGCUAGAUGUGUGCUAUGAGAAUGCCAAUACAUUUGAUAUUAAAAAAAAUCUCCCAGUGUUGCUGAA
Molecule: messenger RNA, 5464 nt
Organism: Dromaius novaehollandiae (emu)
Lineage: Eukaryota; Metazoa; Chordata; Aves; Casuariiformes; Dromaiidae
Gene: SENP7
Product: SUMO specific peptidase 7
Exons: 24
Coding region: 257-3385 (1042 amino acids)
Biological process (GO): protein desumoylation; proteolysis
Cellular component (GO): nucleus; cytoplasm
Molecular function (GO): SUMO-specific endopeptidase activity
Source: RefSeq, a predicted model, not a curated record